AUCCUACUCUGCUUCCUCCUCUUCCUCUUGCAGAGACCUCUCCACACUCCACUACUAGGAGGGAGAGAAAAUGCAACAGUCGUCCCCACCCCCUUCCUUUUCUCCCCCUUUCUUUCUCUCUUGGGAUGGAAUUACGCAGAGAACUUGUGCGCGGGAGUUCCUGAGUUUCCCCAGUUGGACAGGCAGGAGCUGCCUUAGUACCCAGCUCUGGGGUAAAGGAAAAGGGCCGAUGGGGUUGUUAGCAGGAGCAGUUACUAAACAGCUGAUCUAGUGUCUUCUCUCCUCCACUAUCCCUCUCCCCAAUCCUAACCCCCUCCUCCCAACCCUACCUUCCCCUUCCAGGCUCGGACGCCUAGCUGGAAAGCAGUCCUCCGGGAUUUCUACUCUUAUUUCUGACACCGCAACAAUGCAGCAGUAUCUCAGCCCUGGCAGUCCCCUCUUGCUGCUGCUGCUUUUACUCUCCUGCGGCACUUUUGGGGUCUGGGGAGAGGAGAAUGAGCUCCUAUCCUCCCGGGACACCUUACCCCCGCUGGGGGACGGGGAGGUGAUGACACCCACUGCCAGAGCCGCCUGGCCCAAGGCGACCAACGCUAGCCAGUCUCUUCCAUCCGUACCUCAGGGGCGGCCCCGCAACCUCUCUCCCACCAUGUGCUCCGGCCAGACAGAGAUCAAGGAGACUUUCAAGUACAUCAAUACCGUGGUGUCCUGCCUGGUGUUCGUGCUAGGCAUCAUUGGGAAUUCCACCUUGCUGAGAAUCAUUUACAAGAACAAGUGCAUGAGGAAUGGCCCCAACAUCCUCAUCGCUAGUCUGGCCUUGGGCGACCUCCUCCAUAUCAUCACUGAUAUCCCCAUUAAUGUCUACAAGCUGCUUGCAGAAGAUUGGCCCUUUGGAGUUGAAAUGUGCAAGCUGGUCCCCUUUAUUCAGAAGGCUUCUGUGGGCAUCACGGUACUCAGCUUAUGUGCUCUAAGUAUUGACAGGUAUCGGGCUGUUGCUUCCUGGAGCAGAAUUAAAGGGAUUGGAGUGCCGAAAUGGACCGCAGUGGAAAUUGUUUUAAUUUGGGUUGUCUCUGUUGUUCUGGCUGUCCCCGAAGCAAUCGGUUUUGAUAUGAUUGCUAUGGACUACAAAGGAAAGUACCUUCGAAUUUGUUUACUUCAUCCUACUCAGAAAACUUCCUUUAUGCAGUUUUAUAAAACAGUUAAGGAUUGGUGGCUGUUUAGCUUUUAUUUCUGCUUGCCUUUGGCCAUCACUGCAUUUUUCUAUACUUUGAUGACCUGUGAAAUGUUGAGGAAGAAAAGUGGUAUGCAAAUCGCUUUAAAUGACCACUUAAAGCAGAGACGUGAAGUAGCCAAAACUGUUUUUUGUCUGGUGCUGGUUUUUGCUCUGUGUUGGCUUCCCCUUCAUCUCAGCAGGAUUUUGAAGUUCACUAUCUAUGAUCAAAGUGAUCCCAAUAGAUGUGAACUUCUGAGCUUUCUGUUGGUCCUGGACUACAUUGGCAUCAACAUGGCUUCAUUGAAUUCCUGCAUAAAUCCAAUUGCUCUGUAUUUGGUGAGCAAAAGAUUCAAAAACUGCUUUAAGUCUUGCUUGUGUUGUUGGUGCCAGUCUUUUGAGGAAAAACAGUCCCUGGAGGAAAAGCAAUCCUGCUUAAAGUUCAAAGCAAAUGAUCAUGGAUAUGACAACUUCCGCUCCAGUAAUAAAUACAGUUCAUCAUGAAAGAAGAAUGGGGGAGUCACUGAACUGUAGUUCCUUCAUUUUGAAUAGAAUUGUUAUGUUUAAGACAAUGGGGCAUUUGGAGUCAUAGUUUUGUGUUUGCACAAAGAAAUUUUGAGAAAGUGAUUGUUCGCUUAAUACUAAUAGUUCUUCAUGGUAUCUUUAGUUGUUUACAGUACAUGAAGGAAAGUAGGAAGAAAAGAAAGAGCACCUCAUUGUCAUAGCACUUAAAAUCUUUGAAGUUAGCACUUCAGUGGAACUCUAAAUAACUUCCUGUAGGUUAAUAUGCCAUUUCUAUUCAGCAUGAAUUCAUCCAGAAUUUUCAGCCAAACAGUUGUUUUCUUAUUGAUGUGAAUCCAACAUGGGAUCCAAAAGAACAGACUUAUCUGUACAUCACAGAUAUACGAAGUGAUUCAAUUAGGGCUUUUAAAAAAAAUCCUAAAAAAAAAGGAAAAGAAAAAGUGUUUUAAUUUUUAUCACGUGUUACAAUACUGGCUAGAUACAAUAUUGGUAGAUACAGGAGGUGAAAGUAUCUGAAAGUAAAGUUUAGCUGCUUUCUUUUGUUCAAGUUUUAAAACAUACUUGAAUCAUCCCAAGGAAGGCUCAGAAAAUGUCAUCUAA
This is a messenger RNA of Gracilinanus agilis (Agile Gracile Mouse Opossum), 2329 nucleotides long. It is a transcript of the gene EDNRB, whose product is annotated as endothelin receptor type B. Gene Ontology annotation, molecular function: endothelin receptor activity. The transcript has 7 exons. Gene Ontology annotation, cellular component: membrane. The record is from RefSeq and is a predicted model, not a curated record. Gene Ontology annotation, biological process: G protein-coupled receptor signaling pathway; vasoconstriction; regulation of blood pressure. Lineage: Eukaryota; Metazoa; Chordata; Mammalia; Didelphimorphia; Didelphidae. Bases 407 to 1711 code for a protein of 434 amino acids.